GCUUCGUUCUCACCUCCGGUAAAAGUACACAGGUAAAAGCGCCGGGCGGAGGCAACUCAAUAUUUUUUCCCCAUUUCCGGCUCUCACCUCCGUCCCCGCCGCCCACCCCGCCCGCGUUCCCCACCACCGGAACCCUCGAUUCCCCACCACCGGAACCCUCGAUUCGCCGUCGCCGGCGAGCAGCCAUGGAUGACGCUGACCCUGAGGAGCCGUCGGCCACCACCCCCGCCCUCCCCGAUGACCUGAUCGUGGAGGAGAUCCUGGUACGGCUUCCGCCCAAGGUGGUCUUGCGCUUCCGCGCGGCUUGCCGCGCCUGGCGCAGCGACACCUCCACGCCGAUGUUUCUCCGCUCCAACUACGACCACCAGGUCCCCCUUCCCCUCGUCUUCUUCUCCAACUGCACCAAGGACCCUGAUACCCUCGACGCCAUCGAUGUCCUCGCGGCCGCGGGGGCCGAGUACCGGCGGACCCUCCUCGCGUUCGGUUGCGGUACGCUUCACGCCUCUUAUGAAGGCCUCCUUCUCAUCUCCCACGAAAACGCCCGCUACACCAUCUACAACCCAGCCACGCGGCAGGGUGUCAGUCUUGCGGAGCUCACCAGCGCUCGAUAUGCUUUGCUCUACUCCUCACGCUCUUCCGAUGGCGGCGUAGAGUGCCGCAUUCUCUUCUGCAAAGGAAGACCUGCCAUGUACCACGUCCUCACGGUGGGCUCCUCUGCACCGCCCAGGCGUAUCCACCUGCCCCAGGGCCCCAAGGAUUUCACCAAGCUGAUGGCUGCAGGGUAGUGGAAUCAUUCAGAUCCAUGAGAUGUCCUAGUGCCCUUCUAGAUGCACGCUUGUUUGAGAUCGAUGGCACUUUUGGCAUGAGCGUGCGGGGUGCACGAGACACAGCAGUGAGUGUCUGGGUAUUGCAGGAUUACCAGGCCGAGGCGUGGACACUCAGGUAUUCUAUCGACUUGGCAAUGGUGGACAGACUUAGAGUAAAGUAUGACUCACGGCACAUGCUGCUGUCCAACGAUGGCCAUCUGCUAGUUUCUUCCGGUGCGGGUUCUACCACCCUUAUUCUGUGUGACGCUCAGGGUACUUUGAUCAAGGAUUUCUCAGUCAAUUCAUGGAACCCAAAAGUCACGGGACUCUCGUAUAAAGAAAGUAUUGUCAGACAUUCUUUCUUUGAGAGUAAGGGCAAACGUCGCAGGCCGCAGGCAUCUUUAUUCAAAAGGCUCCGAAAAGGUAAUCCAAAUUUCUUGCUACAUACAUAUCCGUAUGAUUUAGGAGCUAGAUUUAGUACUAUCAGCCACGCUGUUGGAUUUGGAAGGAAUUGUUUUAUCCUUGUUUUGAGCAUCUUGGAACUCUGGAGUAGAAACGACAUCCUCAGAGAUGCUAUCAGCUUUCCAUACAUAUCAAUCUACCUCAAGCUGCAGAAGUCUGGUAACUAGGUUAGUCUUUCCCAAAUUCUUUGCUUACCAUUUGUAAUCUAGGCACCAAGAACAAAUGUACAAGCCAGGGAGCUAUCACAAUGCUCUUCGUGCGCCUGGUUGAUCCAUUGAAGUUAAAUGUGCUUUACUUCAGUGUCGCUUGCAGCAGGAUUAUUUUGUACUCUGUGCUAACCUGAUUAGAUUCAUAACUCGGACUCAAUAGUUUCCUCCUAUUCUCUCAGCAAACCCUGAACAUAUUUUGACCAAGCUGUCACUUUAUUUGAUGUUUUGGUUCGAAUUUAAAUUCUGCUUUUCGCUGAGACUUUCAGUUCUUCACUGGAGAGGUUCUUUUUAUAUAAGCUUGAUUGUUGGUUGGUCUCCUUUGAUUUGCUCUAUAAUUGAAAACAUAGGUCUGUACUUCUUCCGUUUUGGUCAAGAAUUUGAGAUGAUAUGUUGUGAAUUGUAGUUACAACAGUAUAGUGCCUUCAACCUAUGUACAAUCAAUAUAUUUUAUUCCAUUCAGUAACUUGCAAUAAUCAUGCGAGAUCAGUGAAAAAAAUGAUAUAUAAUUUCCUUUUUACCCUUUCAGUUAUGUGAUAAUUUUUAGGUCUACAUGCACAUGCUAUCUCCAAUUCCACCAUGGUUAUCAUAUAAUUGAUCUAUACAUUUUUUGGUAAAAGGUGCCUAACUUUUGAGUUGAAAAGAAAGUAAUCGAAAGAAGUAUAUUAGCUAAAGUCCAUGGCUUAUUGGAAGCUAUGCAGGGGCCACAGCCAGAUUUUGUACAAAAAGUGGUGUCUCUUAUGUUUCUCCAAGUGUACCCUCAUUUCCAUAAGCUAGGCACACUUGUACUAAAAUUUGAACAGAACAAAUUAGUUUGCCGCUAACUAAACUUUCCAGCUUGACAGUUGAAAAAAAAGAAGAAACUCCUAGUACAAUCACAAACUUUUUUCAACCUUUUGAUUUCUGCGACAGUGCAAAUCAUUAUGGCCCUGAAAGAUGCAACACGUAUUUUCAUAAAAACUAAAGGAUUCCACUUAACGCCCAGAUGCCUUGAUCCAUGUUCUGCCUGGGUGCUAAACCACAGUUUGACCCUUAAGCUUCUCUCUAGUAGUGGCUGGAGAAUCUUGGCCAAAUAGGCUCCUCCAAGAAUAUGCAUGUUUUUGUACGGAUGGGAUCUCAACUUCUUUGUCUGGGUUUCUAUGUCGUUGUAAGCUAUCUAGUUGGGAUAUAGGUAUAUAAUUUUCUACAAGCUUCUGCUAUGAGACUAGGAAGGUUGUGUUUGUCCAUGGGUCGUAGAUCUUUUCGUACUGUAGACGCGUUUUCAGUUGCAUGUCAUGUUUUUAUUAUGGUUAGCUAUCUUGUUCUAUUGAGUCUUCAUGUAUAAACUUGAUGCAAUUAUUUGGUGUAACUGUUUCAAUCCUGGUUUUCAGAUUGCUUGGGAGGUGAAUAGGACCUAGUUUCCUUAGAAGGCAGGGGGUGAUUCUACAAUAAGUUAUUCAGUUCCUUGCGCUUCUGUGUGUUGGUAAAACAUGUGUAUUUGUCUCGAAGAGAUCAAAAGUGUAUUUACUUUUUUUACUUGAUGUGAACAGAGGCUGGUCCAAGGUCUGCAUAAUUUUCUUGAUCAAGUUAACAAUGAGGAAUUCACGAAUCAAUCAGGGAGUUUCUUUUGGAGAUAAAGGAUAAUCAUUAUGAUGCUAGGACAUGUGCUGUCAGGUUGAAGGCUACGGUAUGGAACUAGCUAUCCUAAUUUAAUCUGUACUUUUUUGUUCGAAGUUCAAAUUUGCAUGGUUCUGUUCGGAUUGGAAGCAUGUGAAGAUCAUGGCAUAUGAAAACCACAAUUUUUAUGCGCCAUGCAUAAAAUACCAUUGUUUUUAUUCGAAAAGUUGCUUCAUACUCUAACCAGCUCUUAUUUCAGAAAUCUAUUGAAGCUAUAUAAAUUUAGUCUUGACUAUGCCUUUUAAUCUUUGGGCAUGUACUUCUAUUGUCGGCAGACUUAGUUUAUGAAUAUGAGAGCUAUAUAAAACAGGAAGUUUGGGUUUGUGUGUUGCAAUAAUCAGACCUUAUGCAAUUCUACAGACCAUGCUAAACAUCAGUGAAGUACCAACAUUAAAUAAUUCUGAUGGAAAACUAAGAAGGUAUAGUAUUGGCUCAUCUUGAGGGUAUUGACCUCAUGAAAGCAGUACUUUUCUUCCUCUGCUUUGAUAGUAUAGUACCGUCAGUAUUACAAGCAGUCACUUUGGCUGCAGUAUUCUUGCAUGUGUAAAACUCGUUGUGGACAAAUGAUCAGCCAUUUGCAAAACGUCAGGUUUUUCUUUAGUUAUUGUUGUUAAAGUACAUAUAUAUUGACUAUAAAUCUUGGAUAUGGGUAACAAGUCGAGUCUAAGGAGUACCUUAAUCAUUCGAUAUAAAUUUAGAGCUUAUUGUUUGAUUGUUUCCCAAAAGAACAAUGUUGGGGCUUGGGAUGGUUUGAGUUGCUCUGGGCCAGGUACGCCAUGAACUUCUUGUGGGGGAUGCAAAGUUGCAACCAUUUCUCUUGCUUGAUGUUGAGGAAUUCCACUUUCGUCAACCUUCUUCUUUUAAACUGGGGUUUCACUUCAGAGCUAAAUAAAAUGUGUGACUUAUUGCUUGGUUUCUAUGCACUUGGUGAUAUGUGAGCCUUAUGUUAGCUAUGUCAAAAAGCUGAUGGAAACUGUCACUUAAAGUGUUUCUGAUCUGUUCUUUGUGUCAAGAAUUAGUCGCACUACUAUCCUGUUAUCUCUGUUGUUUUUGGGAGUACUGUUCCCCCUUCAUUGCAAAAAGAACAGCAGAACCACCAUUUUGCAGUGCUGUCUGACUUUGUCUCUACAGUUAGGUUACAGUUCAUUGUAUUCAAUCUGAGGCGUCUGUGCACUUGUUGCAUCCUUUGUUCCAGCUGUUCUGCUGAUGAUUGAACCAAAUACACGUCAGAGUAGACAGCAGCGUGGCUAUGCACAUUAUAUAAGUUCCCAGUGUUAAUAACUACCAUUUGGAACUACAUUUUUUUUAGUAUAAGCAGGCUCCUGCCCAAAUCAUAAGUUACAUAGAUACUAAGUAUUACAUACUUAUUUAUCCCUCUAACUUGAUAUUGGAUCAGCUACUUUCAGGCACUGACAGAUCACUUCCGGUCAUUGCGCAUGUCAAGAAAAGCUUGGGGCUACAAUGCCGAGACUAACUUUUGUGUUUCUCGCCACUUGGGCCUGCAAUGUGAAGACUCGUAGACAAUGUUUAGAAUGUGACGCUCUAAGUUGAUUACUUACCACAAGUACGAUGUCUUGCUGUAUGGAGUUUGUAGGCACCCAUGGUUGGUUGCUCUUUGACUAACAUGAAGCAUGUCCUUGUUUUGAGAUGAUAA
Molecule: messenger RNA, 4784 nt
Organism: Lolium perenne
Lineage: Eukaryota; Viridiplantae; Streptophyta; Magnoliopsida; Poales; Poaceae
Source: RefSeq, a predicted model, not a curated record